AAACGCACUCCGAGCUAAUGUGGAGCGUUGGCUGAGACAGCCACAGACCCACUUUUUCGUGAGACCGCAGCUUUCAACCUUGGUGCUGGUUGAUUUGGACUGCUGCAACGUGCCGCUGGACAAGCUCGUGGCACUCAAACCGAGAGCAUUGACGAAAACCAGUGCUCCCAGUAACUUCCAGUUGUGGCUCACUCUCUCCGACUCCAUGAGGGCUAAGUCCAGUCUGGUUGUGGCACGUGAGCUGACAGCCUCUUUGCAAGGCGACAUGAAUGCCUGCACAAGCUCCCAGCAAGGACGCUUACCGGGCAGUACCAAUGUGAAGCCAGACAAAGGUGACAUAGUGGAGCUCGUGCUGGCCGAAACACAGCACAUGGACGAGGCGACAUACUUGAGCAUGACGCCUACCCCGAAGCUCCGGUUUGACCCUGUGCAGGACAAAGUGGCUGUCGGAAGCCUGCCCGCGGCCAGACCUCCCGUGUCAGACAACUCGGCGAAAGAUUGGGCAAUGUGCCGUGUCUUCCUCGAAACGCGGCCACAUGUGUCACUCGAAGAUGCAAAGAAGGCUUUGUCUGGUCGCUUUCUUGCCAGACGGCCCAACCAGACCUACUACGAGAACCUCACUCUCGAGAAAGCUUGGCAACGCGUCAGGACCGUGCACUCUACGCGGCUUCUGUGUGGCCUUCCAAGGAGCGGACUUGCUUCUCGCGUCUGCUCCGUCUGCAAAACCGACAUGCCGAGAGACAAGUACAGCACCUCGCAGUGGGCCUUGGGCGAAGCUGGUAAGUGUACGUCCUGCACUGCUGCAGCUUCUGUGGCAGCUGCGCGCGGGAAAGACUCCCAGCCGAAGAAAGAAAAGCUCUGCAGUGCCUGCGGUGCUUUACGGGGGUCUGGCAACUUCACCGUCUCGCAGUGGCAACAGCCAGAUAGCACGCGCAAGUGCAAGGACUGCACUUGCGCCAGCCAGGCUACUACCUCCAAAGUCUGCGUCGUCUGUCAGGAAGACAAACCGAAGGAAUGCUUCGCCAAGUCCCAGUGGCAAAAGCCACUGAAAAUCGGCAGCACUUGCAAGGACUGCUGUCGCACGAGGCUGCAGCAGAGCCAGGAUGACUUUGUCAACAACCACACCGGCCAGCAUGGAACGGGUGCCGAAGAGUCACUCUGGGCUCGAGAUGCUGACAAGGCUACGGCCGUGCGCUUCAUCAUGGCGGCUGACGACGACGUGCUCCCGUCAACCGACCUCAAAGCGUACCAGGCUGCGCAAGCUACGAUGGGCCGUGCAGACUGGACUGCGCUGCGUAUGCAGCCCGACAGCAGCGGCAUCUCAGUGCCCGACAAGAUCAACUACCUCUACCAAGCACACCUUGACCUGUGCCACCUCAGAGGACGUGCUGGCAUCGUUUCGGCUCUGAAAUGCGAAGGUCUGAACUGGUGCAAUAUUUCCUUGGACGCUUCCUGGUGCGUCGCAAGGUGCGAGCAGUGUCGCGCCAGAACAACGAGGCAGUGCAUCAGGCCACAGUCACGACACCUACCGACACCAGGACUAGCAGGUCAGGUGGUCGGCGUGGACCUCAAGAGAGUGACCCCGCACGAUACCUCCCCUCGCUGGUGCAUGCUCGUCUGCGUGGACUUUGCCACGCGGCGUGUUUCUGCUUGGUCACUCGAUGAUGGCACCGCAACCGUCGGAAACGUCCAGGGAGUCUUGAUCAGAUAUUUCCAAGACUUCGACCUUCCCAUCUGCGUUCACUCUGACAACGGCUCUCAGUUUACCAGCGUCAUCUCCGAGGCACUCAAGCGGGCGAUUGGCCUUCGCAACCGGACGAUCCCGCCGGGUCAUCCGCAGAGUAACGGCUUGACGGAGUGCAUGAAUCGUGUGCUUGACUAUGCUCACGGAGGGGUCCGGGAGAGAUUGCAGGCAGCAGUGCUUGCAUACAACUCCGCACCUCUGCAGAAGUUCGGGGCGGCGCCUGAAACUCUUUGGCGGGUGAUGCGGCCCUUGGAAAUCUGGAUGGCGUAA
Molecule: messenger RNA, 2014 nt
Organism: Symbiodinium natans
Lineage: Eukaryota; Dinophyceae; Suessiales; Symbiodiniaceae
Source: the annotation of a GenBank genome assembly